Molecule: messenger RNA, 750 nt
Organism: Cyclocybe aegerita
Lineage: Eukaryota; Fungi; Basidiomycota; Agaricomycetes; Agaricales; Hemipholiotaceae
Source: the annotation of a GenBank genome assembly
AUGCUCAAAGCGACGACGUUCCUAUCCCUGGUGAUUUUCGCGGCGGUGAAGAGUGUCUAUGGCCAUGGAUAUGUGCAGGAAAUUGUCUCUGGAUCGACCAUGUAUACGGGUUACUUACCUUACCAAGAUCCCUACAUGGACCCUGCGCCGCGCCGCAUAGUCCGGAAGAUUCCUAGCAACGGUCCCGUCAGUGAUCCCUCCUUAAUCGACAUCCAGUGCAAUGGCUGGACCGAGGGUGGAGUCAUUGGCUCUGCGCCUGCCCCGCUAUAUGCGACUUUUUCCGCUGGCUCUCGAGUAUCUCUAAAUUGGACAACUUGGCCCGAAAGUCAUGUGGGCCCUGUAAUCACGUACAUGGCUCGAGCUCCAAGUGAUGUUACCAAAUGGAAUCCUGGUUCAGACCCUGUUUGGUUCAAGGUGGACGAAAGCGGAAAAACUGCCGACAGGAAGUGGGCCGCGACAGACCUUCUUACGUCUUCAAACAGCGUAUACACGCUCAGGAUUCCUCCUAAGCUCAAGCCUGGCCAGUACAUAAUCCGGCAUGAGAUCAUCGCUCUUCAUGGUGCUUUCGAGUACCCUGGUGCACAAAUUUAUCCGAGCUGCAUUCAGGUCGAGGUCAUUGGCACCGGCACAGCGUUCCCGACUGCUUUUGUUUCGUUCCCCGGGGCAUAUACGAAGAACACCCCUGGAAUUUUAUUUGAUGUCUACACAGACCAAUCUUUACCCUAUCCCAUCCCCGGACCACCAGUGUAA